This is a messenger RNA of Maniola jurtina (meadow brown), 2854 nucleotides long. It is a transcript of the gene Fatp, whose product is annotated as long-chain fatty acid transport protein 4-like. Gene Ontology annotation, biological process: triglyceride homeostasis. The transcript is spliced from 14 exons. Gene Ontology annotation, molecular function: long-chain fatty acid transmembrane transporter activity; long-chain fatty acid-CoA ligase activity. The record is from RefSeq and is a predicted model, not a curated record. Gene Ontology annotation, cellular component: endoplasmic reticulum. NCBI's taxonomy places the organism in Eukaryota, Metazoa, Arthropoda, Insecta, Lepidoptera, Nymphalidae. The coding region runs from base 361 to 2448 and encodes 695 amino acids.
GUGCAGAGCUUGUUGGUAGAAUGGUGCACUGAGUUCGGAUCGCGCGUCGCUGCCGGCAGUACCCACUGUCGCUAUCACAUCGUAAGCGCAUAAGACGUUGCCGCACGCGUAAUCAAAAUAAUUACAAACUCUAAUGAAAUAUUGAUAAAUUGUCAUUAUCAGUUACAUAAUACAUACCAUAUUUAUAAUACUUACUUAAUAAGUAGAUAUAAUUUUAUUGGCUUAAAAUAACGGACAAACAAGAAGAAUAUGUUUUAGAUGACGCAGUAUGGAAGUCUUGGAAGAGUUCAAGAGACACUAUUAAAGUUCAGUUUACAUUGUUAGAGCAAUAGGUAUACCUAACUAUUUUUAAUUACAACAAUGUCAAAUGUCGAGGCGAACAAUAAUAUGAAUAAAGCAGAAGUAAACAACCACAAACCGGUGAACCAAAUCAGAGACGUCGAAAGAGGUAAAGGCGAAAGUGGCUCAAGCAUAUCUUGGGUAACAAUCGUAGUGAUGGUGUUCGCGUUCGCCGCUUUGGCCGCGGCGUGUGCUGUCGCCUGGGUAUUUUGGAACUGGCAGACUGCCCUGGUAGUCCUUGCAAUCCUAAUAGUCUUAUAUGUAUUGACCUACUUUUGGAAUUGGUUAUGGAUUGCUGCUCAAACUGCCCCACGAGAUAUGAAAGCCCUGUACUGUUACAUAAAAAUUCUAAGAUUAUCAAACAAUUUCACAAAGAAGAAUUGGUCUAUGCCGGACAUCUUUCACGAGGUGGUCAAGAAGCACCCGAAGAAAAUAUGCUUUCUUUUCGAAGACGAAUCAUGGACUUUUCAACAGGUAGAAGAAUUUAGUCUUCGGGUUUCAGCCGUUCUCAAAGCACAAGGGGUAAAGCGCGGGGACACGGUGGCGGUGAUGGCGAGCAACUAUCCCGAAAUGCCGGCCAUCUGGCUGGGCAUAGCGCGGAUAGGAGGCAUUUCACCUCUGAUCAACACCAACCAAACGGGCAAUACGCUGCUCCAUUCCAUAAACAUUGCCCACUGCGACUUUGUAAUAUACGGCAGUGAGUUUGAAACAGCCAUCCAGGACAUAAAAAAGGAAUUGAGUGGAUCUAUAAAGCUAUUGAAAUUCACUCGUCGUCCACUUAACGUAUCUAAUGACAAAGUCAAAGUAGCCGAAUUAUCUGAUGAUUUUACCCAUUUAUUGGAGACGACUUCACCGGCACCCUGGAGUUUGUCUGAAGGCGAAGGAUUUCUUGGUAGACUUCUAUAUAUUUACACUUCAGGAACUACAGGAUUGCCAAAAGCAGCUGUGAUAUCCCCAUCGAGGAUGGUAUUUAUGGCUUCUGGCGUGCAAUAUCUUGGUGGACUUAAUCCUAAGGACGUGAUUUACUGCCCAAUGCCUUUGUACCACUCUGCCGGUGGAGUCAUCACAAUGGGAAAUGCUUUCAUCUUCGGCUGCACUGUAGCUUUGAAACUGAAAUUCUCAGCGUCAGCAUACUUCCCUGACUGCAUAAAAUAUAACGCGACGGCAGCGCAUUACAUUGGUGAGAUGUGCAGAUACGUGUUGGCGACGCCACCAUCGCCCACCGAUAGACAGCACAAAGUGCGCGUUGUGUAUGGAAACGGCAUGCGGCCAACUAUUUGGAAUGAGUUUGUGAAACGCUUCGGAAUCAAGAGGGUUUCCGAGUUUUAUGGUGCCACGGAAGGCAACGCAAAUAUAGUGAACAUCGACAGCAAAGCAGGAGCGAUAGGAUUCAUAUCAAGGAUCAUCCCCGCAGUGUAUCCCAUAGCAAUCAUUAAAGUUGACGAAGACACAGGAGAACCGAUUAGAGAUAAACGUGGUCUUUGUCAGUUAGCCCAACCCAACGAGCCUGGAGUAUUCAUCGGUAAAAUAAAGCCAAAUAAUCCAGCACGUGCGUUCCUUGGCUACGUUGACAAGGAGGCUUCAGAUAAGAAAAUAGUGAGAGAUGUGCUUGCCCACGGAGAUUCUGCUUUUAUAUCAGGAGACAUACUGGUGUCUGAUGAGCUGGGAUACUUGUACUUCCGCGAUCGUACGGGAGACACAUUUCGGUGGCGCGGGGAGAACGUCAGUACCACCGAAGUGGAGGCCGCAAUCUCCAGAGUGGCAGACCAGAGAGACGCCGUUGUAUAUGGUGUCGAGAUUCCGGAUAUUGAAGGACGGGCAGGCAUGUGCGGUAUCGUAGAUGCGGAUGGCACCCUGGAUUUAGACAAGCUUGCAAAAGAUAUAGCGAAGGACCUGCCCAAGUACGCUCGUCCCGUUUUUAUACGAGUCAUGAGGAGUAUGGACAUGACUGCUACCUUCAAAUUAAGAAAAGUUGACUUACAGAAAGAAGGCUACGAUCCCAACAGGGUGAAAGACAAACUUUACUACUUUGACCCGAAACUGAAUAAAUACGUUAGCUUAGGUCUCGAGGAAUACGAAAAAAUUGUUUCAGGAAAAAUAAGACUGUGAUUUUUACUAACAUUUUUAUAAAUAAGUGCCUAGAAGUUGUUGGUGCCUAAGUAUUUAUCUAACUGUGGAAAAAAAUAUGAUUUAUAUUGUACUUACUACUUACUUAUAUUGUAGAGUUUCGUGGCUUUAUGUAAAUAUAGGUCCAUUUACAAUAUUUAAGGUCUUUAGAAAAAUAGAUUUGACUGAUGUGAUAACUGAUAAGUAAUAACUGUAUCAGCCUUUAUGAUUUUAUUAUUAGGUACCUAGUGAGAAAAUAAAAUAUUUUUGUGUAUACUUAUAGCAUAAGUAAUUAAAUAAAUUAUAAUAUUUGUAUCGUUUUUUUAGGGUAAGGGUACAAAAAUGUGGUAGUUAGAUUGACUAUGAAAAUUGACAGAAAAAAUUGAAAUAAAAUAAAUGAACACCUGAA